AUGAAGCGAGUCGGCCUCCAGGCUCAAAGGCGAGUUCAGGGCUCGCUCUGCCAGCUUUGCGCCUUUUCUACAUCCUCGAUUUCACGGAGACUUACGCCCUUCUCACCGCGCGCAGCGGUCAACAGGACGAAGCCAUGCGAUAUAUUCAGCGGCAGCAGAACUGCUUUACGGCGGAAUGAGUUGAGAUAUAGAUAUGCGUCUACUGUGGUUGCGGCGCAGUCGGCGGCCCAUGAUGAUCCCGGCGUUCGAGAUGUCAUAGCGGAGGGUGAAGCGAUAAUAUCAGGCACAACGAUACCCUCGGAGGAGUCAGUCAUCAGGAUCCUAAAGCAAAGCCAGGCCAUAGUCGAUGCAGCUCAAUCUGUUGAGACGGCGGAAUCACAGACAAAUACCAAGCCGAAGAAGGAUGCUAUUUCGUCUCUGCUCAAUCUCGACGAUGAAGAAGAAGCAGUGGCAGCGAGGAAGCCGUCUCGGACACAGAAGAGGGAAACUCCAAUGUCUACAUCUGCCACAGCCAUAUCAAACAUGUUAAACGAGCUGCUUCAGGACCCAAAGGUGUUUAUAUCACCAGAUAUACUGAAACUCUAUACUACAAUCCAAUGCCAGCUCAAGAAAGUAGACUAUAUACCCACCAUUUUCACCCUUUACGCCAACAAGCCCUCUCCACGGUCAAGCGGUGGGACAAUAACAUACACCCCAUCAAACCCCAAAAGUCCACAAAACGCCAUUCCUCCUACCAUUGCCAAUGACGCUCUUGAAGUAGCCAUGGAACAACGAAACCUCCCACUAGCUCUAGCUAUCAUAGACGCUGCAUUCUGCACACCAGCAUUCUACCGCUCGAAAAUCAUCCGACAGGCGUCAUUCCCGCUGCUAGGCGUAGUAGCAACACCCCCUGCAGCAUGGGCAAUAGCGUCAUACCUCUCAACUCUCCAGAAUACCAUGGAUGUGUCGACAGCCAGGGGCAUAGCUUUCUCCGCCAUUCUUGCAUAUGUGACAUUUACUGCGUCCGUUGGACUAGUUGCAGCAGCUACUUCGAAUGACCAUAUGAGACGAGUUGUGUGGAUUCCUGGCACAGCAUUGCGAAAUCGUUGGUUACGAGAAGAGGAACGCCAGGCUUUGGAUCGAGUUGCGCAGACCUGGGGUUUCAAUGAUCCGUUUAUGCGAGGCGAGGAAGUGGGUGAAGAAUGGGAGUCUUUGCGUGAAUUCAUUGGCAUGCGAGGGAUGAUUUUGGAUAAGACUGAUCAUAUGGAGGGAAUGGAAUAG
Molecule: messenger RNA, 1260 nt
Organism: Nannizzia gypsea CBS 118893
Lineage: Eukaryota; Fungi; Ascomycota; Eurotiomycetes; Onygenales; Arthrodermataceae
Exons: 1
Coding region: 1-1260 (419 amino acids)
Source: RefSeq, a predicted model, not a curated record